Dendrobium catenatum is the source of this 1584-nucleotide messenger RNA. Its product is annotated as probable pectate lyase 5. NCBI's taxonomy places the organism in Eukaryota, Viridiplantae, Streptophyta, Magnoliopsida, Asparagales, Orchidaceae. The record is from RefSeq and is a predicted model, not a curated record. The transcript is spliced from 5 exons. Bases 1 to 1584 code for a protein of 527 amino acids. Gene Ontology annotation, molecular function: pectate lyase activity.
AUGGUCCUUCCUCUCCUCCUCCUACUCCUCCUCCUCCCAGCUUCCUCCCCUCAACCCCUCCUCAACCCAAACUCUUCCCAACCCGAUCCCAAUCCCAUCUCCGCCUCCCACCCCUCCCAAUGCCUUACCGGCAACCCCAUUGACGACUGCUGGCUCUGCUCCCCCGCCGACCGCUUCCGCCUUGCAGACUGCGCUAUCGGCUUCGGCCGCUCCGCCAUCGGCGGUAAAAACGGCCGCCUCUACAUCGUCACGGACCCCUCCGACUCCGAUCCCGCCAACCCCAUCCCCGGCACUCUCCGCCACGCCGCCAUCCAAUUCGCCCCCCUCUGGAUCAUCUUCUCCACCUCCAUGUCCAUCCAGCUCAAGCAAGAACUCCUCGUAAACAGCUUCAAAACCAUCGACGGCCGCGGCGUCGAGGUCCACAUAGCCGGCGGCUCCUGCAUCGCCAUCAAAAACGUUUCCAAUGUGAUCAUCCACAACCUCCACAUCCACGACUGCGUCCCCGCCGGUGACGCUGUGAUCCGAUCCUCGCCGAUCGAAGCCGAUCACCACGGCAAAUCGGACGGCGAUGCGAUCUCGAUCGUCAGCUCGCAGGACGUAUGGGUCGAUCAUUGCGCGCUCUCUAGUUGCGCGGACGGGUUGAUCGAUGUGACCAGGGGAUCUACGAGGGUUACAAUUUCGAACAAUUUCUUCUCGCGGCACGAUAAGGUGAUGCUUCUCGGCCACAGCGACGAUUACACGGGGGAUUCCGAGAUGCAGGUAACUGUCGCGUACAACAGAUUUGGGGAGAAGCUGGUGCAGAGGAUGCCGCGCUGCAGGCACGGCUACUUCCACGUCGUUAACAACGAUUAUACAGAGUGGGAGAUGUACGCAGUCGGGGGGAGUGCGAAUCCUACCAUUAACAGCCAAGGGAAUCGCUACACAGCUCCCGCCGACCCAAAUAACAAGGAGGUGACGGAGAGAAUAGACACUGCAGAGGAACAAUGGAGCAGCUGGAACUGGAGGUCGGAUGGGGAUAUAAUGGCUAACGGCGCCUUCUUCGUGCCGUCGGGAGACGGAUCGGCGGCCAUGUACGAGAAAGCGUCGAGCGUUGAGGCUAAACCUGCCGAGCUCAUCGACCAACUCACCCUCAACGCCGGCGUGCUAGGUAGACUAAAAAGGGACGGCGGCGGACAAAUCCUUGGUGGUGGUGGUGGUGGUGGCGGAGGUGGUGGAGGACUCGGAGAUUCGAAGUUUCCGGGAAUGGGGUUCAGCGGCGGUGCGCCACCACCAUUGUUUGAGCUUUUUGAAUCUUGGAGUGGACAGAGGCUUAGUGAAAAUGUCGGCCACCUGAUCUUCUGUUUUGAUCGGAACAAGCUUCAGAUGCUGAUUUUGAAUGUUUUCCCGAACAAAUCUGUGAUCAAUCUCUAUGUGCUUGGUACGAGCGUGAUAAACGGGAUUUGUGGAAAGAGCAAUAGCGAAAGUAUUGUCGCAGUGCAGGGCUACCGGAUUGUUGUGUGCUAUGCCGAAGUCGGAGAGCAGCCGCUUGAGCCAUAUUGUAUCUGCGACGGCGGAAGCAAGAGCUCUAUAUUCAGACUCUGUUGA